AUGUUAGGAAAGGAAGACAUGCAUGCAGAGCACGUUCCUUCUGUGCUACCUCCGGCUUUGCUGACCAGGAAGGUAGAGACUGUUCUGGCCAUUGUUCAACACAAGGGUGAAUUCCCAUUGUCCUUACCUCUUUCUGUCACUUUUUAUCCUUCCAAAGUCAUGAAUCUGCUGGAGCUUAUUUUUGAGCAAUGGCUCCGAAGACACCGUCCACUUCUGGAAGUUUACCCAGAAGCCAAUGCACCCAUUGGGCAUAACAGGGAAUCCUAUAUGGUGCCUUUCAUACCACUCUACAGGAAUGGUGAUUUCUUCGUUUCGUCCAAAGAUCUGGGCUAUGACUACAGCUACCUGCAAGAGCCAGAUUCAGACUUUUUUCAAAACUAUGUUGAGCCCUAUUUGGAACAAGCCACUAGGAUCUGGCCAUGGCUUCUUGGGGCAGCACUGUUGGGGGCUCUCCUAGCUGCUUCUCUGGCAGGGCUCAGCUGUCGGCUGUGUCUUCUCAAGAAAACCCGAUUCCAGGAGGAAAGGCAACCACUGCUCAUUGAAAGAAAUGAUUACCACAAUUUAUUGUAUCAGAGCCAUUUAUGA
Nannospalax galili (Upper Galilee mountains blind mole rat) is the source of this 585-nucleotide messenger RNA. RefSeq names its product tyrosinase-like. Bases 1 to 585 code for a protein of 194 amino acids. The transcript has 3 exons. Lineage: Eukaryota; Metazoa; Chordata; Mammalia; Rodentia; Spalacidae. The record is from RefSeq and is a predicted model, not a curated record.